GAUUUUUAUGAUGGAUGAUAUUCAUCACUAUGAGUCUUUGGUUCAGAGUGUUUUCCUUAUACUAUGAGUUGUUGUUUUAAUGUUUGCCUUCAUCACAUUAUUAUAAGGGGUAAGGACAAUUACCCCUGAGUUUUGUUCCAAACCCUAAAACCCCCCUAAGUUUUAUGAAAGGACAAUUACCCCCCUGAGUGAUGUCCAUAACACCAUUAUACCUCCUUGGAUACUUGGGUUCACCGUGUCUUGAACAGGAGAGUUCGAAGGCUAGAAGUGAACCUGUCACGCCACGGCCACGGUUGUGUGGACCCCUGGAAGUUUUAUGUUUUUCGUCCAGCAAUGUUCAGACAGACAGUUUUGUGAAUGAUGUUUCCAGGCUUUCAUGCUUCUUUUCAAAGCUAAAGAGUCUUUCCUUAUUUUUGGAUUGGCACCUGGCUAGAGAGGUUGAACGAUCUCUGCCUCAGUUACCUGCACUGAAGGAGCUGUCUAUAGAGGUUUGUUUAGCUGGUAAAGAGAGCAUGUGCGGACUUACUACGUUCUUUAGGGCAUUCCCAAACCUAGAGAAGUUUGUGAUAAAGACAUUAUACCCGCGGAAAAUAGUGACACACAGAGAUUCAGAUGAUGUUGUAAAUUACCCUCUUCAACAUCUUAGAGUGGUCGAGAUGUCUCAAUAUCGCGGCCGUUCAAUUGAAUUUGAACUCGUCAAGUACUUCCUCAAAAAAAUGCUAUUUCCCUUGAGACGAUUAUUGUUGAUCCACGUUUUAAAAUAGCUUCAUUUGGUGGUAACGAUUGGCUCUGUGAUUCUGGGUUCGACGAAAAAGCUGCAUUAGAGGAUCAGGAAAUUAGAACGGAUGAGCUAAUCAUGUUAGAAAUAAUGCUUCCAUUUGGGGGUGAAGAUUGGUUCUGUGAUCUUGGGACAGUCAAUCAAGACGCUCGGGUAACAGAGGAGGCCAGAAGGUGUGCUGAGCAGCAACUCUUGGGAACAAUGCCUCCGCAUGUGACAUUACAGAUUCUUUAGGCUGCGGAUUAAGGUUUUUCACUGUUUUGCUUUUGUGGAUACAAUAUCUACAUAUGUAAAUUGUUCGUGUUGCUUCCUAAUGAACCAGCAACCGGUUAUUGCUUCGUCAACAGUUAUGAAUGAACUUAUUACACUUGGCCGGAUGUAAUUUCUUCAACAAUCAACUUCUUCCUGUACUGUUGGAGUUCAAUAGCUUUUUGGGGAUUUGGCAUAUGCAGUCUGCUGACUUGCUACUAUUUCUUCUUGCACAUGGGAUGUGUGCAAAAUGUAUAUAUUAUGAUUUCUAGUUAAUACUAAAAAAUAUCAUUUCCAU
Oldenlandia corymbosa var. corymbosa is the source of this 1325-nucleotide messenger RNA. The record is from the annotation of a GenBank genome assembly. NCBI's taxonomy places the organism in Eukaryota, Viridiplantae, Streptophyta, Magnoliopsida, Gentianales, Rubiaceae.